CACAAUGGGGAGAUUUCCCCCAGUUGUUUGUGUCUCUGCCCCUCCCACAAUGGGGAGAUUUCCUGCAGUAGUUUGAGUCUCUGCUCCUCCCACAAUGGGGAGAUUUUCCCCCAGUAGUUUGUGUCUCUGCCCCUCCCACAAUGGGGAGAUUUCCUGCAGUAGUUUGUGUCUCUGCCACUCCCACAGUGAGGAGAUUUCCCCCAGUAGUUUGUGUCUCUGCCCCUCCCACAAUGGGGGAGAUUCCCUCCAGUAGUUUGUGUCUCUGCCCCUCUCACAAUGGGGAGAUUUCCCCCAGUAGUUUGUGUCUCUGCCCCUCCCACAAUGGGGAGAUUUCCCCCAGUAGUUUGUGUCUCUGCCCCUCCCACAAUGGGGAGAUUUCCUGCAGUGGUUUUUUGUGUCUCUGCCCCUCCCACAAUGGGGAGAUUUCCCCCAGUAGUUGUUUGUGUCUCUGCCCCUCCCACAAUGGGGAGAUUUCCUGCAGUAGUUUGUGUCUCUGCCCCUCCCACAAUGGGGAGAUUUCCCCCAGUAGUUUGAGUCUCUGCCCCUCCCACAAUGGGGAGAUUUCCCCCAGUAGUUUGUGUUUCUGCCCCUCCCACAACGGGGAGAUUUCC
Staurois parvus is the source of this 611-nucleotide messenger RNA. Lineage: Eukaryota; Metazoa; Chordata; Amphibia; Anura; Ranidae. The record is from the annotation of a GenBank genome assembly.